AUGUCGCCGUCGUACUCCCUCAAGCGCACGCGCUCACACUGCGCAAUCAUGAGCGACGUAGCACCGAGCAACAGCAACGCGGUCGUGUUCUAUUGUAGUCGUCACUCGCAUGUCACGAACGACGAAAAAGGCAACGGCAACGACAACACCACCGGAAAGUACAACGGCAACGGCAACGGCAACGACAACGGCAACGGCAACGACAACGGCAACGGCAACGACAACGGCAACGGCAACGGCAACGACUUCAUCUCUGCUGCUCAAUUGGUCGCACUGGUGCUCGAGUACCUCCAAGACGUGGCGCAGUGCUGCCACUACGUCGUCACGUUGAGCUUUGCGCAGCUGCGACACUUGCUGCAGUCGUUUCCUUUGGCGGUGCGACACAUGCACUACAUUGUCGAGACCCGUCUCGACCAGCUAUCGUGGCCACUUGUCGCAGCACUUGUGCAAAACAUCACGGCGUUCAUUUGCGACGACGAUCUCCGGGACGCGUCCGUAAGUGAACUCGCGGCGUUCCUACAGACGCGGCCCAUGUCUGCGCCGUCUCGCAACGUGUGUGCCGACGUGAUUGAGUUUUUCCAGGACGUGUUGCAGCAGUUUAAGCUCUUUUUGACCACUCAGUGGCUGCAGAGCGGUCGUUUGGGUUUCCCGUGCGAAUUCGGCAAAAAGUCCGACGUGCUGUUCUUGUGCAUGGAGUGCCAUCGCGAGCACAUGUGA
This is a messenger RNA of Hyaloperonospora brassicae, 717 nucleotides long. NCBI's taxonomy places the organism in Eukaryota, Oomycota, Peronosporomycetes, Peronosporales, Peronosporaceae. The record is from the annotation of a GenBank genome assembly.